This is a messenger RNA of Rhododendron vialii, 2828 nucleotides long. Its product is annotated as casein kinase 1-like protein HD16. The transcript is spliced from 16 exons. NCBI's taxonomy places the organism in Eukaryota, Viridiplantae, Streptophyta, Magnoliopsida, Ericales, Ericaceae. The record is from RefSeq and is a predicted model, not a curated record. Gene Ontology annotation, cellular component: nucleus; cytoplasm. The coding region runs from base 306 to 2402 and encodes 698 amino acids. Gene Ontology annotation, biological process: signal transduction; endocytosis; peptidyl-serine phosphorylation. Gene Ontology annotation, molecular function: protein serine/threonine kinase activity; ATP binding.
AAAAAGGAAAAAACCAACGAGAGUCACUCUCUCUCUCUCUCUCUCUCUUCGACACUGUAGUGUUUUUCAUUUCCCUCCACAGAUCUCCGAAAAAUCUCAAAAACUCCAAACCCUAGACUGUUCUCCCUCCAAACUCUCCAAGCAACCCCAAAUAAAUCUCGGAUCGUAUAUAUAUCCCUAGUCCCUACUUCACCCCUUUCCCACCGAACCUACACUAUCAUCCUAUCUGGUCGCCCUGUUGAUUUUCUGCAAUCUUGAUGAAGAAGGUCGGUGAGGGGAUUGGGCAGUCUUGAUGGACCAUCGACAUGCCUCAACUGCGUAGCGGACCGCGCCGAGGCCGACCACCGUGUAAGAACCAGAAGAACAACCAACCGAUCGAGCAGCUGAAGGAGAAGGCGAGAGCUGUACGGACUCGUCAGAAGGAGGAGAAAAAGAAGGAGAAGGAGUUGAUUGUGGUGGAUGAUGAUGAUGUGGAUGGUGAGAAGGCAGUUGUGAAAGUUAGUAGUCCCGAGGCGACGUCGUUGGAGGGGCGAAAGGGUGAAGAGAAAGGAGAGGGAGAAGGAGUUAGGGUUUUGGAGAAGGAGAUGGAUGAGUGCGAUAGCGGUGGGAGGACUGGGGAUAACGGCUUGGCUGGUGAAGAUGAAGGAACCACUGCUCCACUUCCUGAGAGGGUUCAGGUUGGUGGUUCUCCGACAUACAAAAUUGAGAAAAAACUCGGUAAGGGAGGUUUUGGACAAGUAUAUGUUGGUCGCCGUGUCAAGCCUUCAAAUCCACAUGAAAGAACUGGCCCUGGUGCUGUAGAGGUAGCUCUGAAAUUUGAACACAGAAGCAGCAAGGGAUGUAAUUAUGGACCGCCUCAUGAGUGGCAAGUUUACAAUGCACUUGGUGGCAGUCAUGGUGUACCACGAGUACACUAUAAGGGUCGGCAAGGCAAUUACUAUAUAAUGGUGAUGGACAUGCUUGGACCUAGUUUAUGGGAUGUUUGGAAUAACAACUCCCACACGAUGUCCAUUGAAAUGGUUGCGUGCAUUGCCAUUGAAGCAAUCUCUAUAUUAGAGAAGCUGCACUCCAGAGGAUAUGUGCAUGGGGAUGUUAAGCCGGAGAACUUUUUGCUUGGCACACCAGGGACUCCUGAUGGGAAAAAACUGUUUCUUGUUGACCUUGGAUUAGCCACCAAGUGGCGAGAUAGUUCAACCGGUCUGCAUGUUGAUUACGAUCAAAGGCCAGAUGUUUUUAGGGGAACUGUGCGCUAUGCAAGUGUGCAUGCUCAUCUCGGACGAACUGGGAGCAGGAGAGAUGACUUGGAAUCUCUUGCUUAUACGCUCAUUUUUCUUCUCCGUGGCCGGCUGCCCUGGCAAGGGUAUCAGGGAGAGAACAAAGGGUUCCUUGUUUGCAAGAAGAAGAUGGCAACUUCUCCAGAAACUCUUUGUUGCUUUUGUCCUGCGCCUUUUAGACAGUUUGUAGAGUAUGUGGUGAACUUGAAGUUUGAUGAGGAACCUAACUAUGCAAAAUAUAUCUCGCUCUUUGAUGGGAUAGUUGGUCCAAAUCCAGAUAUCAGGCCAAUUAACACUGAUGGUGCUCAAAAGCUUAUAUAUCAGGUUGGACAUAAAAGAGGUAGAUUGACAAUGGAAGAGGAAGAUGAUGAACAACCAAAGAAGAAGGUUCGAAUGGGAAUGCCUGCUACACAAUGGAUAAGCGUUUACAAUGCUCGCCGGCCUAUGAAGCAAAGAUAUCACUAUAACGUGGCAGACGCGAGGCUUUCUCAGCAUGUUGAGAAAGGAAAUGAGGAUGGAUUAUUUAUCAGCAGUGUGUCAUCUUGUUCAAACCUGUGGGCCUUAAUUAUGGAUGCUGGCACUGGCUUCACUUUUCAAGUUUAUGAGCUCUCACCCCAUUUUUUGCACAAGGAGUGGAUAAUGGAACAUUGGGAGAAGAACUAUUUUAUAAGUGCUAUAGCUGGGGCUAAUAAUGGGAGCUCAUUGGUGGUGAUGUCCAAGGGUACCCAGUAUUUACAGCAGUCCUACAAAGUCAGUGAGUCUUUUCCAUUCAAGUGGAUUAACAAAAAAUGGAGGGAAGGAUUCUAUGUAACUGCCAUGGCUACUGCAGGAAGUAGAUGGGCAAUUGUAAUGUCCCGCGGUGCAGGAUUUUCUGAUCAGGUUGUAGAACUUGAUUUUCUUUAUCCUAGCGAAGGAGUACAUCAGAGAUGGGAUUCUGGGUAUCGUAUCACAUCAACAGCUGCAACUUGGGACCAGACUGCUCUUGUUCUUAGUGUGCCAAGAAGAAAACCUGCAGAUGAAACACAGGAGACUCUUCGGACUUCUGCUUUUCCUAGUACACAUGUCAAGGAGAAAUGGGCAAAAAAUCUUUAUAUUGCAUCUGUUUGCUAUGGUCGAACUGUUUCAUGAGUGCCGUUCAGGAAAGAAAAAAAAAACUGCUUCAUAAGCUGGCCAAAGAAAUUGAAGCUGAUCAAAGAAUACUAUGACUCCCUAGUCCUGGGGCCAUGAGCCAGUUCCUUCCAUCUACUGCUAAGGUCUCCUUGUCUACCAAGAUAAAUUGCGUAACCGUGUCGUUUGGGAGUUGAUGUAUGCAAGGGUAUUACUUAGCGUCACCACCACAGAGAAAUGUUACCAACACUAGUUCACUGUGUCUCAGUAAUGUCGAGAUGCUUUUUUGCUAAUGUCCAUGAUCUUUGCACUGUCAAGUCUGUAUAGCGUUGAAAGAUUGUUACUAUCUAAGGCUUGCGCUCGUGAUGGCUUUUAUUAUUGAUGGUAUUGGAAAUGUACAAUUUUAGAAUUGAAAUUGGACCCUAUAAGUUUAUAUGUUGUUCAUCC